This is a messenger RNA of Schizophyllum commune H4-8, 1158 nucleotides long. RefSeq lists its product as uncharacterized. Lineage: Eukaryota; Fungi; Basidiomycota; Agaricomycetes; Agaricales; Schizophyllaceae. The record is from RefSeq and is a predicted model, not a curated record. Gene Ontology annotation, molecular function: protein binding. The transcript is spliced from 2 exons. The coding region runs from base 1 to 1158 and encodes 385 amino acids.
AUGACAGCCUCGCUGGAAAGACCCUCGCCGGCGCAGGAAUGUCCCGAGGACGUACUUCAUGAAAUAUUGAAGUGGGUGGACGCUCUAGGCGCGGCUGCUUGCGCGGUCGUCUGCAGAAAUUGGUACCUCGCAAGCCGGAUGCGUCUCUAUUCUUCAAUCAAGCUGGAUACCUCGGACGUUGAGCGCAUGUCGUCUCUCCUCUGGACACUUGUGGAGGCCGCCCCAAAGACAUCCCUCGCCUUCGUGCGCGAUGUGUACAUUCUGUACGAACGGAAUCUUGACAAAGUCCCGCGAGCAGGUCUCUUCAGCUUCCUGUACCGUCUUCCAUCUAUACACAAUCUUCUCUCCCUCAGGAUCUGGCUCAUGACUUAUGAUUUCGACUUCGCGGAGGCAGCUUUCGCUCCCAUCUCUGCCCUUCGCUCCCUCAAAUCCAUUACGCUCGAAGGGAAAUUCCUGGACCUAGCGCAGGCGCCCAAUCGAAACAUCUUCACUCUAAUAUCCUCCCCAAGCCUUCGUCGUGCACACCUAGAAUUUGGCGCACCCUCGCAGUUCAACGCCGAAUGCGAUGUGCCAACCAACAUAACCUGGCUCACAGUCGAACCCAAUAGCUUCCUCGGCUGGUUCAGAAGGCUAGCUAACCCUUCCCUUACCAAGUCGCUCACGCGCCUCGACAUCAUCAUGUCGGUCAUCGUGAAUAAGAAGAACGUCACCGUCGAGCCCCUCCGCCUCUUCACCCGCCUCACGCAUCUCGUAAUCAAGACGGACGUCGGUGGCCAGCCGCUGCUGCACGAGGUUGUCGGGCAUAUGCCAGCCCUGCGCGCACUGUACGCUGGCUGGGGUACGUGGAACGAGAGGCUGUACGACGUGCUUCCGCCCGCGCUUCACAGUCUCUGGCUCGACGUUGGCAACGAUAGCCAUAGUCCGCGCCUCAGCAAUCUGCCCAUUGAACGAUUCGCGCAACACGGCCUGCGCGCGCUCGCGAUCGUAUGCACGGGCCAAGACGCCCCCGAGGUUUCCGAAGAAACUGCCAGUGCUUUGGAUGCAGGGCUGAUUUUUCGAGUGUACAAAGGCGCCCCGCCCGACGUACUCGACGAACGGCUGCUCAUGCAGCCCGACGGCGAACCUAUCGGCGUAUCGCCUGAGCACAUACCGCAAUAG